AUGAUGUCAAUAAUACAAGUGAAAGGGGGUAGUGGGAAAGUUGGGGUGGAUCGGACGUUGUUUGUUGGAGCGAGAAUUCCACACGAGAUACAAGCCAUGGUUAAACCACUGACUAAGCUUGAUAAAAGUGUCUUUACUAAAAUAUUGAGAGUGAUUGUGGCCUCAGUGGUGGGACCCCAGCCGGACAGCAGCAGCCUCAGGUCUCUGGUCAGUGACAAGCUGACCGAUGACACUGUUGCUGUUAUCUUCUGUGGUCUGGAGAAACUGCUGAGACAGGCCUGGAAAGUGUCCACUUCUUCACUGAAAAAGGAGCAUUUUUUACAAGAUUUACAAGAGCUCCAAAUUCCAGCUGAAUUUCAUGAGGAUUUAGUGUCUUGUGUUUUUGGGUCUGUUCGAGGAAAAAUUGACGAGCAGUUAGAGAAUGCUCGACCAGGUCUGCCCACUCUUGAUCAUUUGGGUUGGAGAGUUGAUGUUGCUAUAUCCACUGGGGUGCUGAAUCGAGUCCUGGUUCGAGGUGUUACCAUGGACAUGACCUUAUCUGAUGGCAGCAUUAAAGAUUUUGAGAUGUCGGUUUCCAGAUUUCAAGAUCUUCGAUUUCAAGUAGCCUCAGUUCUGAGUGAGAUGGAGAAACUGGAAAAACGCAGCAUAUUGAAAAUUAAAGAUUAA
This is a messenger RNA of Candidula unifasciata, 666 nucleotides long. The record is from the annotation of a GenBank genome assembly. NCBI's taxonomy places the organism in Eukaryota, Metazoa, Mollusca, Gastropoda, Stylommatophora, Geomitridae.